UGGAUGAAACACACUUUCAGAUACAGCGACAUAAAACAGAGAUACCAGGUCAAGUACUGGAAAAAGAACCAGUAUGAGAAGACUCUCCAGCAGUUAAACAUCAGCAAUGAUGAGCCUCCCUUCAUCUUCACCCUUCAGAUGCUGGCAUCAUCUACAGAAUAUAGGGGGAAAAUGCGUGCAAGGGUGAAUACGCCUCAGGAGUAUGAGGGGCCUUGGAGCGAAUGGAGUGAGGAGUUUGCCUGGAAGACUGAGAAUGUUCUGUCACCAGUGGUUCUCCCAGUGAUGAUCCCAGCUCUCAUCAUCACUUCGCUAAUAGUUGCUUAUUGCAGCUACAGGUAUUUCCUCAGGAAGAAGCAAAUAUGGGAGGAAAAGAUUCCAAACCCCAGCAAGAGUCUCCUGAUCCAGAGCUACCUGGGGGUAAGUGGGCAUUCUGUCAGCCAGUGGCCAGCCAACCAGGUGGGCUUCAAUGGGCAGAACACUUCUGAGGAGGUGGAGCAGAUCAACUGCUUCGAAGUGCUGGAUGGUUAUCACCUUAGUGAGCUGUCAGCUAGAGAGCUGAGUCCUGUGUUUUUUCACCUGUACAGGAUGACUAAGAGACCAGCAGAGUUCCAUGGAGCUGAGGUAAAAACAGGGCAGGCUUCCCAUGCUAGACUGGCUCCACAGAACUCCUGUCAGACUUCUGAAGUGCCACAUAAAUCCUCACUUUCAUCGUCCGCACUUGUCUGCCCACUGAAUCAGACUGCUGGUCCAUCCUGCCUGUUGGCAAGGCUUCCAUGCAAGAGUGCUGCUCAUGCAAAUAUCACUUCCCAGAAUUGCUUCGCUUUCAAUGGUCCGUACUUGUACAGCUCCAUGAUGUCCUCCCAGCCUGACAUGCAUCAGACUCUGGAAGUGGACUCAGUGGGAGUCCGGGAGAAAUCAGUUUCCCUUCAGUAUGUGACCCUCCCAAAGGAAGACUGUCUCCUGGCUGCACAGAGGAAAGAACAGCCAGGAGCAGGUCCUCCACAGCCCUUUCUGCUCCCAGAGAAGAAGGAAACAAUACAGCAACUUGACAAUAAGAAAGAAGUCUCGCCAGCCCCACCAGCCUGUGGGAAAGGCACAGAUGUAAGGACAGAAGAGCAGAAGUCUCCAAAGGCUCUGAGCAGCAUCACAUCUCCUCAGCACUGCUUCUUGGAGUACAUCACCACAGAGAGCCUGUUACUGCCAUCAGCCAGCGUCUCAGCGCUCCCACCACUCGCCACUGCUAGGGACUUACCUCAUGACUCAUAGGAGCCCCAGCCCUGCAGUGACCACUCUUGCCAUGAGUUUUCUCCUGAGAAAACUGGUGUCAUGGUCCCAGAUUCAGGUCAAGCACCAACCUCUUCUCCUGAAUUGCACCUGGAUAUGUUUAGAGACCUUUCAGGUCUCCAUGGACCUUCAGAACCCACAAAAAUGUCCUUAUAUAUUUCUAAAGUAUUUUUUUUUCCCAAAGAACUUGUGUUGCAGAACAACAUAGUCAUAUUUAAUCCUGGCAGCAUCAUAACAGUACUCCUCCAUUAUGGCUCAUUGCUACCUUGUACCCAACCUAAAACCCAGUAA
Molecule: messenger RNA, 1575 nt
Organism: Mesitornis unicolor (brown roatelo)
Lineage: Eukaryota; Metazoa; Chordata; Aves; Mesitornithiformes; Mesitornithidae
Gene: CSF2RB
Product: colony stimulating factor 2 receptor, beta, low-affinity (granulocyte-macrophage)
Biological process (GO): immunoglobulin mediated immune response; cytokine-mediated signaling pathway
Cellular component (GO): external side of plasma membrane
Molecular function (GO): cytokine receptor activity; protein binding
Source: RefSeq, a predicted model, not a curated record